AUGGCCGCCAUGAGUAUGUCCAGCGACCGGUUCGCCAGAUCGUGCGAGCAGGCUAGCUCCUAUCCGCAAAAUGAGCUACUUACACGAACAUUCGAAUAUGCUUUGAAGGCAUAUCGCGCAAGGCUUGUCAAGGACGCGGAUACGAUAUUCCACAGGGAAAGGCGCAAUAUGUUCAUUUGGGACUUGGUUGAUGACGCCAAAGAAUUCUCCCUCAGCCCGAAACUCUCAUCGGCAGAGGAUUUGAAAAGACAUGUUGCCGAGCAGCCAAAAGAUCCCCGCUGCAGAUUCGUGUUUUUACAGACAUCGACUUCUCGAGGUCCAUUGUGCUGCUCAGCUGAACAAUUGACCUAUUUACUUUCGUACCACCAAGUGAUGCCAUCAUUCCUUGACUUUUGUUUCGAGUUCAAGCACAGAGAAGAUCCGAUUUCCACAACUCUAUAUCGCCAGGAAGACUAUAUUGGAAAGCGACAUCUCACACAAGAGUUGACGCAUCUAGGCCGUUCUGGAACUCGGAUACAGCAUGCCUUCAACAUACUCGGGUUUGAUGAGUCAGUGGCAUCUGACGGAUAUACCUGGCCGUUGCGACACAUUACGGUAUAUCAUUCGUUUGACCUGAAACUUGGCAAGGCAUUUUGGAUCAUCGUAAAAGGCAACAAAGUGAUGAGAGAGCGCAUUACUUCAUCGUCUUCAAAGUCUUUGCAAGCCGACCUUGAGGCAACCAACACACCGACUGGAGAUUUCGUGGCCUCUCUCAGAACUCACUUGCUGAUUCUGGAGUGGUGUUCAAAUCUCUGGAGCGAGUAUAUCGAUAGUCUGGAGUUCCAGUCGAAGAAGCCAUCUGCCAUGGUAACGCAAAGCCCUGUUGAUGAGCUUGCCAAGGACAUCCCUACAAUGUUGGCUCGUGAGCGGCGCUCAACUAUGGACAACAAGGUCGGGAAUUCCAGACGGGACUCAAAUCUGUCGCAGCUAGCGAGCCGUAUUACUUCAGCGAUGCCUCGCUUCACUAGGAACUGGAGCAGCUUCUCAGGGAGGACAUCUGAACUUGACUGCAGCGGCCAGAGUCCCAUCACGGCCCACGGACAGCCGGCAUCACCGACAAAGGUACGGAAUGUCAGUUUGGAAGACAUUUUUACAUUUGACGAGCUACAAAACGUUCAUGCACUGUGCUCUGAAGUUGACAAGGGGUGCAUGGUGAUAGAACAGAAUAAGAGGGUGUUGGUUCAGAUCCGGAAGAAAUACACGGCCCUGGCGGAGUCUAGGGACUUGAAAUCCGUCUUGGACAUUGCAUCGUGCGAAGCAGACAUGAUGGCCUUUUUGCAAGAGGUCGAAAGACUGGAAGGGGAUCUAGACAAUUACCAAGCACGUCUGAGAGCACUGCUUCGAAAACUAGAGACGGACGAGGCCCUGUUCACCGGAGUGCUCCAAUACCAGAGCAUGCAAACGGGGGAAUACUUCUCCAAGUCUGCGCAAACGUCGGCAAACAAGAUGGAGGAAUGGACCAUCAAGAUGCACGAUAUUGCUGCGAGAACGGAGCAAGAGACGGUAGCUAUGAGCAUCAUCACUUUCUUUACCCUAGUCUUCCUGCCUGGUACCUUUGUUGCAGUAAGAUACGGCGUACCACUCGCAAUGGCCGCUGCGAAGCCGGUUCUAACCCAGUCCCAGACAUUCUUUAGCAGCGGCAUCGUCAAGUUCGACGGCAGUAAGGGCGAUGACCUGGGGGACUGGAACACGCAGGUGCCUGCGCUGAAGCUGUUUCUCGUCAUGUCGCUGCCGUUGAUGUUCAUCACGCUGGCUGCGUGGGCGCUGCUGCGGUCUUAUGCGGGCAGAAAACAUAGGGUGAGGUCUGGCUUGGCAGAUAUACCGGCUGUGGAGAAACGUGGGGAUUGUAUCGGGGGAUCAGUCGCGGUAAAGUAA
Molecule: messenger RNA, 1914 nt
Organism: Pochonia chlamydosporia 170
Lineage: Eukaryota; Fungi; Ascomycota; Sordariomycetes; Hypocreales; Clavicipitaceae
Exons: 4
Coding region: 1-1914 (637 amino acids)
Source: RefSeq, a predicted model, not a curated record